Messenger RNA from Cicer arietinum (chickpea), 1212 nucleotides. RefSeq names its product homeobox-leucine zipper protein HAT9-like. Gene Ontology annotation, molecular function: DNA-binding transcription factor activity, RNA polymerase II-specific; sequence-specific DNA binding. Gene Ontology annotation, biological process: regulation of DNA-templated transcription. The record is from RefSeq and is a predicted model, not a curated record. Lineage: Eukaryota; Viridiplantae; Streptophyta; Magnoliopsida; Fabales; Fabaceae.
ACCAUUCUACAAGUCUCUUGCAUUCCUAUCAUUUCUUGUAUAUCACAUAAUAUUCUUUUUCUUUCAUACUACAUGUUAUAUAUAACAUAUUAAAAAUAUUGCAAGCUACAAAAUCCUUCAAUAUUUUUCAUCAAAGUUUCAUCUCAAAAUGGAUUUUGAUUAUACCUCCACCAUAGAGAUUCAACUUGAUCUUGGUCUUGCCCUCCAUGAUCAAUAUUUACAUAAGGAUUGUGAUGGCCAUAGAAAGAAAGAAAGCAAGAAGAAAAAAAUGGAGAAUUCAUCAAAAUGUAAUAUGGCCUAUCCAUCUCUUACAUUAGGACCACUAUAUGAGGAUGAAAAUGUAAAUAAUCAAGAUGAAGCCUCAAAGAUUGAAUCUUAUGAUCAAAAUUUACAUACACAAGUUACUUCUCCAAGCAUGGAGUGUUCAUUUUCGAACUCGACAAGCAUCAAGAGGGAGAUUGGUGAGGAAUUUGAUGUAGAAAUAGAGAAGGUUCCAACAAAUAUGGGAGAUCAUGUUGAUGAAAAUGGUAAUCCAAGGAAGAAACUAAGGCUCACAAAAGAACAAUCAAAAGUGUUAAAGGAAAAUUUCAGAGAGCAUUCUACUCUUAAUCCGAGGCAAAAACAAACAUUAGCAAAAGAGCUGAAUCUGAGUGAUAGGCAAGUAGAGGUGUGGUUUCAAAAUCAGAGAGCCAGGAGAAAAGUGAAACAAACGGAAUCGGAAUGUGAAUUACUGAAGAAAUGUUGCGAAAGUCUAAGAGAGGAGAAGAAGAAGUUGCAAAAGGAGGUAGAAGAACUUGAGGCAAUGCAAACAGUGGCAGCACCUUUUUAUAUGCAAAUUAUUCCAGCACCCACACUUACCAUUUGCCCUUCGUGUGAGAUACUUUGUGGUCGUAACAAUACCAAUAAUGCCUCAUCACCCACUACAACAACAUUGCUUAUUGGCUCAAACUCUCAUAAUCCCUUCUAUAUUCAAAAUAAUAAUAAUAAUAAUAAUAACAAUAAUAAUAAUAAUAAUAAUAAUAAUAAUAAUAAUAAUAAUAAUAAUAAAAUUUAUCCAUUCCCCCACCCAUCAUCCUAGGAAAACCUUUUGUUUCGAUGUAUAAUGUAGGAUAAUUUGUGUAAUUACUAUAUAACUUUUUUUUAUACUAAGAAGUCACCUGUCUGAAAAUAUAAGUAAAAUAUAACUUUUUUAAAUUUGUUUUACUUUAUAUU